AUGGAGUAUGAGGAUCAAGUGGCAAUGGAAAAACUGUUGUCCAGAAGUGAUGCAACAAAUAAGCGAUUUGAUUUUCCGACGAAAAGCCUGAAGAACUUCCCCAUGCCUGCGGGUCAAAAUUAUUUAAAUCUUGUUGCUUUGGACAUGCUAGGCCAGCCACGGGAACUCAAGAUCUCUGUUCGCAAAGAGGGAAUACAUAAGAAACCUUGGAUGUCUGGCCGAUGGCGGCGGUAUGUUCUAGAGAAGGGGCUGAAGAAAGGAGAUAGAGUUAAGUUGACUAUGCAAGUGCGAGAGAACGGUGUCAGGAGUUAUCGUAUCAAAGCUGAAAGAAACCUGACGAUGGGCAUAUGGAUUCCAAUCGAAGAGUACUGGCAAGCAAGAAAUGGAAAAGAUUAA
This is a messenger RNA of Dovyalis caffra, 396 nucleotides long. Lineage: Eukaryota; Viridiplantae; Streptophyta; Magnoliopsida; Malpighiales; Salicaceae. The record is from the annotation of a GenBank genome assembly.